AUGCCAGUAACAGGUUUGCCAGCAUUACAACAAGACAUAAUACGCUAUGGUUUGUCCGUUUACUUUGCACUGGGCUUGCUAGGCAAUAUUUUCAAUUGUCUUAUGUUCACACGAUCAUGUUAUCGUCGCAUACCAAGCUCAGUAUAUUUUCUGGCCCUUUCAAGCUUCGGUAUUAUCUACAUCAUUUGGACCAUGUUUCCAUUGAUGUAUACACUUAAUAAUCCUGAUCCUCAAGCAAACUCGGCAAUUUAUUGUAAAACACAAAAAUAUGGUAUUCAUCUUCUUGCUCUCUAUCUUCGCUAUACCAUCGUUUUUGCUUGUAUCGAUCGAUUCCUGAUCACUAGAACAAAUGUUCGCCUUCGCUCACUGAGUUCCGUUAAAACAGCAAUUAUCUCGCUCAUUGUCAUGGUUCUAACAGGUUUCUUCAUAGCAGUUCAUAUAUUGAUCUACACGGAUAUCAACAGUGGUGUUUGUACCAUGACUGGAUUAUAUAAGUUAGUUUAUGCCAUUUAUCAAAUCAUGGUUGUUUCGAUUAUACCACCAUCAUUAAUGAGUAUCUUUAGUGUUCUCACUAUUCGUAGUCUUCAUCAACGGAAUUCUACGACGCAGGUGUCCAGCAGAAGAAAAGAUCAUCAUAUGGUUCGAAUGGUUCUCGUCGAAGUUGCGGUUAAUGUUUCCACUUCUAUUCCGUAUUCAGCUAGUCUUUUCUAUGGUGCAGUCACCUACGCUCUGAAGAAUAAAAGUCUCGAAAGAAUGGAGAUCGAGUCAUUUGUUACGUUCAUCACACAAAUUCUGGUAUAUUCUUUAAGUGUUGUUCCUUUCUAUCUGUUCGUAUUAACAUCGAAGCCAUUUCGCAAGGACUUUAUCAAACUACUUCGACAUUUCUGGAAUAAGUUUGUGAUGCGUCGAACACAAAUUAUUCCAAUUAAUGAUCAAACUUAUUCGACAACCAACGUUGGUACGCUGACACGAUAUAAACAACAGAAAACUACGUCCAAAAACUAA
Messenger RNA from Adineta ricciae, 1005 nucleotides. NCBI's taxonomy places the organism in Eukaryota, Metazoa, Rotifera, Eurotatoria, Adinetida, Adinetidae. The record is from the annotation of a GenBank genome assembly.